AUGGGAGAUUUGAGCAGAGGGGAAAAGCCAGGUGGUGAGGAGAUGGGAACUCCUUUUCCGGCGGACGUGAACACAGCCAUCAGUGAACCAUUUGCCUCUCUUCUGACCAUUUUGGGCACCGAGCUGUGUUUACAGUUGCUGGUCCAACUGCUAACUGAGCAGAAGAUCCUCCUGACCUCAGUCCAGCCAGAUCUGCUGGCUCACAUUGCUCAAGCUCUCAUCUCUAUCAUCUAUCCCCUGCGCUGGGUGCUAGUGUACAUUCCAUUCAUCCACAUCCGCUGUAUUCACGUCAUCCAGUCGCCGUCGCCCUACCUCAUUGGUGUGGAUUCCCGUUUCUUUGAGUUUUUCCGACUGCCCCAGGGUGAAAAUAUCACCUGCAUUGAUCUGGAUACUCGCAACUUCCGUGCCGCCACAGAAAACGCCUUCAAGGACACCAAAUGCCUUCCAAGGGUGAGUGUAUUUUUUGACACUCUUGCCACAUGCUUGUUUAUUGUUCCAGGGAACUUCGUGCCUUUUUGGGUUUCCUUGUGCUAA
Dibothriocephalus latus is the source of this 534-nucleotide messenger RNA. Lineage: Eukaryota; Metazoa; Platyhelminthes; Cestoda; Diphyllobothriidea; Diphyllobothriidae. The record is from the annotation of a GenBank genome assembly.